This is a messenger RNA of Melitaea cinxia (Glanville fritillary), 1333 nucleotides long. Its product is annotated as antichymotrypsin-1-like. The transcript has 9 exons. The coding region runs from base 53 to 1270 and encodes 405 amino acids. The record is from RefSeq and is a predicted model, not a curated record. Lineage: Eukaryota; Metazoa; Arthropoda; Insecta; Lepidoptera; Nymphalidae. Gene Ontology annotation, molecular function: serine-type endopeptidase inhibitor activity.
CAGUCUAGAUUUGAGUUGCGGCUGAGACGAACGUCAGUGAUCAGUCGCCAACAUGAAACAAAUACUACUACUGUUUGUGGUUACCAUUACGUCGACUAUGUCGUUUGACAUGUUUUCCAAUUACAGAAGGACGGACCUUGGAAAUUCAAUUGACAUCGCUUCCAUGAAGCUUCUUAAAGAAAUAUAUGACAAAUCCUCCGAAAAAAAUGUUGUCACUUCUCCUCUAGGAGUGUUGACCCUCCUUUCGCUGUAUGCGUCCGUAUCUGAGGGAAAGAAUCGUGAAGAGAUCAUGCGACUACUCGGUGCUAAUGACUACAAAGACAAGCAGAACGUAGAAUAUUGGCUUUCAGAUUCCUAUGAGCGACUAAGCGAACAUUAUUCUAAAAUGGAUCCAGGGUUCCUGAGUCUCGCUAAUAAGGUGUUAGUAUCAGAUCGAUUCACUCUGAACGACACGUUUGCUAUUAAAGCGGGAGGAUAUAAUACCGAAGUGUCCAGUAUUGACUUUUCAGAACGGAAAGGUGCUGCCGAUGCUAUUAAUACUUGGUCAUCCCAAAAAUCGAUAGGAAAGAUCAACAAUCCAGUUUCCGAAUCUGACAUUGACCCAGCUACAGUUAUUGCUCUCCUUAAUGUGAUCUUCUUUCAGGGUCACUGGUUCGUACCAUUUAACGCGAGCGAGACCAAAGAGAAGGAGUUCAACGUCGAUCGAUCCACGGUUGUCAAAGUACCUAUGAUGCAUCUGGAGCAGUCGCUUUACUAUCUGGAAGAUAACAACAUGGGUGUUCGGAUGAUCGAGCUACCUUACCAGGAGACGAAAUUCCGUAUGAUCAUUGUGCUACCGAAUGAUAUAGAUGGUCUCCCGGAAGUAUUAAGGAAGGCUUCUGAGAAGGGACUCCAUGAAAGUAUUUUCGAGAUGUAUCCUGUAGAAGAAGUUCAUUUAGACUUGCCUAAAUUUGAAAUCAAGUCAAAGAUAAAUUUCAAAAGUAUUCUGCAGAAGGUGGGCGUGUCGAGUAUAUUCAAAAAUGAGUCAACUGGAAUUGUGAAAGAAAGCAGCGUGGUUGUGUCGGAAGUGUUACAAGAAGCUUUUGUUAAAAUUGACGAGGAAGGUGCAACGGCCGGAGCUUUCACAGGUAUAUUUGCAGUACAGCCAUCGGCUUUGAUUGAACCUCCUCCACAUAUUAUCUUCAAGGUAGACCGACCCUUCAUGUUCGUGAUCUUACAUGAUGACAUCGUGAUCUUCACUGGAACCUACUCAGGAAAUAACAUGAAAUAAAGUUAAUUAAUUUCCAAUACAAUUUAAUGUUUUUUAUUAAAUAAACUUUAUAAUAAAGAAAAA